Molecule: messenger RNA, 3656 nt
Organism: Nothobranchius furzeri (turquoise killifish)
Lineage: Eukaryota; Metazoa; Chordata; Actinopteri; Cyprinodontiformes; Nothobranchiidae
Source: RefSeq, a predicted model, not a curated record
AUGUUUCUGUGUUUCCUACAGAUUUUCAACAGGUGGUUCUGGUUAAAUAAGAAGCUUCAGAAGAACAGAAGUGCUCGUGUCAACCACCAGCACCUAGAUUUUCUCCACAAAAAGGAGGAACAGGAGAAACUCUGGUCUAAUAUGGAGGGAGAGCAUCUCCAUUUGAAUAAGGAGACUGAUGCUGCCAGGUUUCAAUCCUUUAGCCGUAAAACACAUUUAAACAAACACACAAGAGUCCACACAAAACAGAAACAUUUUGCCUGUGAGCAAUGUGGAAAAAGAUUUAGCGGAAAGUCAUCUCUAAACAGACACAUGGGAGUCCACACAGGACAAAAGACUUUUCCGUGUGACCUCUGUGGAAAAAUAUUUAGCCACAAGUCAAAUUUAAGCAUUCACAUGAGAGUCCACACAGGACAGAAGCCUUUUGUUUGUGAGCUUUGUGGGGAAAGAUUUAGCCGAAAGACCCAUUUAAACAGUCACAUGAGAGUCCACACAGGACAGAAGCCUUUUGCUUGUGAACUGUGUGGACAAAGAUUUAGCGGAAAGUCAACUCUAAACAUUCACAGGAGAGUCCACACAGGAUGGAAGACUUUACCGUGUGACCUCUGUGGAAAAAGAUUUAGCCAAAAGUCAGCUUUAAACAGACACAUGGGAGUCCACACAGGACAGAAGCCUUUUCCGUGUGACCUCUGUGGAAAAAGAUUUAGCGAAAAGUCAAUUUUAAACAGACACAUGGGAGUCCACACAGGACUGAAGCCUUUCGCCUGUGAGCUCUGUGGAAAGAGAUUUGGCCUAAAGGCCUCUUUAAAUAGUCACAUGAGUGUCCAUGCAGGGCAGAAGCCUUUUGUUUGUGAGCUUUGUGAAAAGAGAUUUAGCCGAAUGUCAGCUUUAAACAGACACAUGAGAAUCCACACAGGACAGAAGCCUUUUGCUUGUGAGCGCUGUGAAAAAAGAUUUAGCCGAAUGUCAACUUUAAAAAGUCACACGAGAGUCCACACAGGACAGAAACCAUUUGCUUGUGAGCGCUGUGCAAAGAGAUUUAGCAUAAAGUCAGCUUUAAAUAAUCACAUGAGUGUCCACACAGGACAGAAGCCUUUUGCUUGUGAGCUCUGUGAAAAGAGAUUUAGCCGUAUGUCAACUUUAAAAAGACACAUGAUAGUCCACACAGGACAGAAGCCUUUUGCUUGUGAGCUCUGUGGAAAGGGAUUUAGCCAAAAGUCAGCUUUAAAUAAUCACAUGAGUGUCCAUACAGGACCGAAGCCUUUUGCUUGUGAGCUCUGUGAAAAGAGAUUUAGCCGAAUGUCAACUUUAAUAAGUCACAUGAGAUUCCACAAAGGACAGAAGCCUUUUUCUUGUGAGCUCUGUGAAAAGAGAUUUAGCCAAAUGUCAACUUUAAAUAAUCACAUGAGUGUCCACACAGGACAGAAGCCUUUUCCAUGUGACCUCUGUGGAAAAAGAUUUAGCCUAAAGUCAACUUUAAAUCGUCACAUGAGUAUCCACACAGGACAAAAGCCUUUUGCUUGUGAGCUCUGUGAAAAGAGAUUUAGCCAAAAGUCAACUUUAAAUAAUCACAUGAGUAUCCACACAGGACAGAAGCCUUUUGCUUGUGAGCUCUGUGAAAAGAAAUUUAGCCGAAAGACCCAUUUAAACAGUCACAUGAGAGUCCACACAGGACAGAAGCCUUUUGCUUGUGAGCUCUGUGAAAAGAGAUAUAUCGAAAAGUCAAAUUUAAACAGACACAUGAGAGUCCACACAGGUCAGAAACCUUUUCCGUGUGACCUCUGUGGAAAAAGUUUUAGCCAUCAGACAACUUUAAACAAACACACAAAAGUUCACACAGUACAAUAGCCCUUUCCUUUUGAGCUCUGUGGAAUAAGAUGUAGUUAAAAGAUACAUUUAAACGGUCACAUGAGAGUCCACACAGGACAGAACCCUUUCACCUGUGAACUCUGUAGAUGAAGAUUUAGCUGAAAGAAAACUUUAAAUAAUCAUCUAAGCAUCCACUUGGGCUGAACGAUCUAUUGCAGGGGUCUCCAACAUUCUUUGGCCUGUGAGCUACUUAUACACAAUGAAAGUACAGCAGUUACUGCCAUAUGAUUUUUUUACAUUGAUACUUUCCAUGUGUGAAUGUGCUUAUGUUAAACAUGCUAUACUUACUAUAUUAACAUGCUUUGUAUUCACAAGUUGAUUUCUCUGUAUUUCAGUACAUCAGUAUAUUUUUUUUUCAAGUAUAAGUAAGUUAGUGAUAUUCUGAAAACCAAAUAGAACAAAACAUAUUUAGUUUUUUAAACUAAUCGGAUACUUUCAGAUAACGAAUAACAAAUCUACUUCAUGUGAAUUAUUUGGUAAUUUUUUCUAGAAGGUUUGUAUAAUAACUUUUUGAGCACACAGGAACAGCUAACCUGUAAAGCUGAUGAUAUUUUAACUAAAAUACAAGCUAAAUGUGAUGAAAACACAAAAUUGUCAAUAGUUUGAAUUGAAGUAAAAAAAGUAAAAUCAGAAAUAAGGUUUGUUCCUGCUCUCCUGAUUUAUUGAAUAAUUUUUAUGGGGUAUUUUUUUUGGUCAUGAAAGUUAAGUUUUGCUGCGUUUAUUGCUGACAAUAUUAAGGUUGGAGGUUUAUCCUUUUUUUCUGCAUCUUGUAGGUUUUUUUCUCGGCAGGUCUGAAGGCUGUGCGUUACACAGAGCAGAGACACAGAGAGCAAGAGACCAGAACCAAAAGAAAUGAUCACGUCACACCAGUCAUAAAAUAUUUACAUUGGCUUCCAGUAACUUACAGGAUUGAUUUCAAAGACCUUUUACUUACUUUUAAAUCAUUAAAUGGCCAACAACCUCUGUAUAUAGCAGAGAUGUUUGAAACGUAGCGCCCUUCAAAAUCACUUAGGUCAGCAGAUAAAUCCCAACUGGUACAACCCAGAGCCCGCACCAAGCACGGAGAGGCUGCCUUUAGCUGCUAUGUGGUCUGUCUCUGGAACUGUCUUCCAAUAGACAUUAAGACCUCCAUUACCAUUUUUAAACCUAUAUUAAAUACUAAACUUUUUCUUGAUGCCUUCCAUUAACCUAUCCUUGCAUCUGUGCUCUACUAGGUCUUUAUCUGUACUGUGUUAAAUUUAUUCUAUAUGUAUUUUAUGUGUAUACCUAUUCUGUGCUGUUUUAUCUUUGUUCUAUAUUUUAAAGUAAAUAAAUUGGUAACGCUUCCUUUUACAGUCCUUAAUUACUAAGUACUACAUGGUAAUUACAUAGUAAGUUAAAGUGUAUUAUUGUGUAAUUAAAGUGGAUAAUUGUAAUCAAGUGUAGUUAUUGUGUAAAGCAGUAUAUAUUGGGAAUGAUUUAAAAAAUCAAAACUAGAAUUGAACCUGAGUUACAUGGUAAUAACAGUUGAAGAACGCAGAAACAAUAAUAAACUUUAUGUAAUUACCAUUUAAGUACUAAGUAAUUAGAGGACUGUAAAAGAAAGCACUACCAAUAAUUUUACUUGAUAUACUUUUAUUUUUGUGUACUAUGUUCUGUGUCAAUAUUCUUUGAUUUUAUUUUACACAACAUGAUGUGACAUUUUAACUAUUUCAUUUCAUUUGUGGUUGUUUUAACUACGUGAAGCACAUUGGGCUACUGUUUUGUGUAUGAAAUGGGCUAUAUAAUAAACUUGACUUGAGAGAGGG